Rhinolophus ferrumequinum (greater horseshoe bat) is the source of this 1065-nucleotide messenger RNA. Its product is annotated as keratin-associated protein 10-11. The transcript has 5 exons. NCBI's taxonomy places the organism in Eukaryota, Metazoa, Chordata, Mammalia, Chiroptera, Rhinolophidae. The record is from RefSeq and is a predicted model, not a curated record. Bases 423 to 842 code for a protein of 139 amino acids.
GGCAGGCGGGUCCGCCUUACACAGAGGAGGAAAUGGACUCGGCCAGGCUCAGUGACUCGGCGGAAGUCACACGGCGAGGGAAUGGUGGCCCCCGGGGGUUCAGUCUUCCUUUCGAGGCGCCGCAGGAGCCGACCCAGGCGGGUGGCGGCGGGAAUUCGCCAUUUCGGUUCAGUAACGGCGGGAAAGCCGGCGGAUGGCGACGGAGAAGAGCUGGUGGGGCUGCAGGGGACCCGCAGAAAAAGCGAGGCGGUGAGAAGGAAUUAGGGCCUCGGCGGCCGCCGUACGAACGGCGCCCCGUCCCCAUGGCAACAGCAGGAAGCCGCGGGAGGUUUCUGGACUGGACCCAACGCGGCGCGGAAUCCUGAACUCGCCCUCGGCCCCGAGGGUGCAGCUCCUGAACUGGCUGGCGCUGCCCUGACCCCAUGGACGUCUCCUCUAGCCUGCGGAAUCUACCCCCAGCUCCCGUCAGCGGCCCUUCCCUGCUGCUCCCCACCCCCGCCAUCGUCUUCAUCACCGUGGGCAUCUAUUUGUUGCUGCUGGGCCUCGUGCUGCUGACUAGGCACUGCCUGCUGGCCCAGGGCUGCUGCACCGACUGCAGCGCCCCCUGCAGGAAGCAAGGCGCCUCCAGGCCCCAAGACUGUUGCUGGACUUGUGCAGAAGCCUGCGACUUCCCCCUGCCCAGCUCAGCCCACUGCCUGGAUGCCUGCUGCCCCCAGCCCACGGAAGCUGGUUGGGCCCCUCGCUGCCCUCAGUGCUGCCCACUCUGCGACUGUGCCUGCACGUGCCAACUUCCCGACUGCCAAAGCCUCAACUGUCUCUGCUUUGAGAUCAAGCUCCGAUGAGGACCCAGAGUUCCUGCCCUCCGGGAGCAGCCAGCCCCCAUGGGGCCCACAUGCCCUCUUUCCUGAGGGGCCUCAGGACACCUUGCUCCAGGCCACUGGGACCACACAUGGCCUGCCCGGCUCACUGGCUUGGGAACCAGCAGUGGAGAGUGUGGCUCCGGGCAGAGCAGGACUCAGAGAACCCUUGGCCAGCCAGACGGCAGCCCCUUUGUAGGGCAGAGAG